Molecule: messenger RNA, 221 nt
Organism: Symbiodinium pilosum
Lineage: Eukaryota; Dinophyceae; Suessiales; Symbiodiniaceae
Source: the annotation of a GenBank genome assembly
GCUUCUGCAGGCGAAGUUCUGAACUUCUUCCGAGGCCAGAGAGAGCAACAGCUCGUCCUGUCUUUGACGCUGGUUAUUUGGUCCGAGGUCAUUGCAGGUCAAAUCGCCAUGCGGCGAUGGAAUGAGCAGAGGGAAGUGAAGCUGAAGCUUGAGAACAACCUGAAAGAGUUGCACGACAAGACCUGGCACCUAAAGAUCGACACGAAGAAGGGCAAGGCCGA